AUGUGGAUUCCAAAUGAGGACGUGUUUGUGUUCACCGCGCAAUUUCGAGCAGACCUUCGUCCGCUUCUGAUUGGUGAUAAUAUUCCCACCAAACGUCAGGUACUUCAAGUUGUGAUGAGCCUGUUUGAUCCGCUCGGGAUCAUUGCUAACUUUACAAUCCACGGGAAAAUCCUCAUUCAAGACUUGUGGAGGUCUGGAAUCGAGUGGGAUGAUCCCAUAAGAGACGCUGACUUCGCUAGCUGGAGGCGUUGGGUUAGAAUGACACAAGAUUUGGAUCGUGUGAAGAUUCCCAGAUGCUACUUUCCGGAAUACGAUCCGCGUAGCUACCAAUCUUUACAACUACAUGUGUUUGUAGAUGCGAGCGAGCUGGCAUAUUGUUGUGUUGCAUAUUUUCGGAUCGUCGAUGGUAACGGUUCUGGAAGGUGUUCUUUGGUAGCAUCUAAAGCUAAAGUAACUCCAUUACGACCGCAGACUAUCCCAAAAAAUGAACUAAACGCCGCCGUGAUGGGUGUACGUCUUUUCAAGACAAUAGCAGAUGCCCACAAUCUUCCAAUUCAGAAACGGUUUAUCUGGACCGAUUCGACCACUGUACUGUCCUGGCUCAGAGCGGACCCACGAAAGUACCGUCCUUACGUAGCAUUCAGGAUUGCAGAAAUACUCGACGAAACCAAAUUCGACGAGUGGCAAUGGGUUCCAACCCGUAUGAACAUCGCGGACGAGGCAACGAAAUGGGGUGGUGGGCCAAGUUUCGACCCCGGCAGCAGAUGGUUUUGCGGACCGGACUUCCUACUUCUUCCAGAGUCAGAAUGGCCAACGAGUAAAUUCAAUUUAGAAGAACCGACCGAGGAGCUACGGGUUGCCCAAGUGCACCGAGAAGUUCAGAUUCAAACACUUGUCACCUUUUCUGAUUUCUCUCGCUUGGAAGGCCUAUUGAAAAGAUUGGCCUAUAUUCAUCAUUUCGUGAACAAAUGUCGAUUGCAUAAACCAAAGUCAGUGCAAACCCGCAAUGUGAUGCUGAAUCGGGAAGAUUAUGUGGCGGCGGAGCGAAGCUUGUGGAGGAUGGUUCAGGCUGAAGCGUAUCCUGAUGAAAUAACAAUACUAAAAUUAAAUGCAAAUUUACCGUUAAAGCAGCAUAGGCAAUUGGCGAAUUCUAGUGCUCUGAAACGUUUGUCACCAUUUCUAGAUGAAGAUAGUAUUCUCCGACUGGAAAGUAGGAUCGAUCCAAAAGCCGCAUUCUAUAGUUUCGACUUCCGCAAUCCGGUGAUUUUACCCCGACAGAGUUAUGUGACGGAACUACUCAUCCUUCGCAUACAUCAGCGCUACGGUCAUGCCAACAAGGAGACGGUGUUGAAUGAGAUCAAGCAGAAAUUUUACGUGUCAAAGUUGAGAUCAUUGAUUAGUAGCGUGGUAAAAAAAUGCAUGUGGUGUCGCGUUUAUCGAGCCAGACCUGACGAACCAAGAAUGGCCCCUCUCCCUCAGGUCAGAGUGUGCCCCUAUGUACGUCCAUUCACCUUCACUGGUGUAGACUAUUUUGGACCGCUGAUAGUAAAGAAAGGAAGAACCAACGUCAAACGGUGGGUGGCAUUGUUUACCUGCCUCACGGUACGUGCCGUUCAUUUGGAGGUGGUGCAUUCGUUGUCUGCAGAGUCGUGUAAAAUGGCACUACGUCGAUUCAUUAAUAGGAGAGGAAACCCUCAGCAGAUAUUCAGUGACAACGGUACAAACUUUCGUGGCGCAGCGAGGGAGCUAGCCGAGGAAAUUAAAAUCAUUAACCGCAAAUUAGCGGACACAUUCACCAACGCGGAAACAGAAUGGCACUUCAAUCCACCAUCCGCCCCCCAUAUGGGCGGCGUAUGGGAACGAAAGGUUCGAUCCGUCAAAGAGGCGUUCAAAACGCUAUCACAUCCCGACAAGCUGGAUGAUGAAGGACUCACCACACUUUUUACUGAAAUAGAGAUGAUCGUUAACUCCCACCCUUUGACGUUUGUACCAUUGGAAACACCGGAGCAAGAAGUUUUAACGCCGAACAAAUUUCUACUUAUGAGCUCGACGGGGGACAACAAUCCAAGUAGAGUUCCAAUGCAGCAAACAACUACUCUGCGAAGUAAUUGGAAAUUGAUGCAAUAUCUACUAAACCAAUUUUGGUCACGAUGGAUCCAGGCUUACCUUCCAACCAUUGCUAGGCGAACAAAAUGGUUUUCGAACACAAAACCGUUACAGAUCGGUGAUCUUGUAAUCGUGGUCGACGAAUCAGUAAGAAACGGAUGGAUACGUGGCCGCGUGAUUAAGGCAUACCAGGGACCCGAUGGUCAGGUGCGUAAAGUGGAUGUUCAAACGAAUACGGGUAUUCUUCAACGACCAGCGAUCAAGGUGGCUCUCUUGGACGUGCUCGAAGAUAGUAAGGCCAACCAAUGAUAGGCAUUACGGGUCGGGGUGUUAAUAACCUUUCCAACAAGCCCCUCGUUCGCUGCAAUCACUGCUUCAUCUACUCGAUGCGGCGAGGCGUAGGUAUGCCGGAGCAAGUCGGCGCGUCGACGAAGACCGGAUAAUAAAUAGACAAAGCUAAUUGUAAACAAACGAAACAGAGAGGAAUCAUCUGGACCACAUUGUGCGAUAGGUUAUCUUUAGUAUAAUUGUUAAGAUAUAUCGGUAAAUCAAAUACCACUAAUCUCAAAUUGAGCAAAGGUCGAUUGUGGUACGAGCUACCUUAAUAUGUCGCAGAGGUUUGCUAUGUAGAGAGCAGGUUUGAAUUACUUAUCAUCUGAAAAUCAUCUCCAAGAGUGCAAUUGUCUACUUGAAGACAUCGAGAAGAAACUAAUUGUAUGUUAGUAUGACUUAACUGAAAUGUACCAUUGAAUUAAAUAAAUUUGAUUUCAGUUCGAGUCUCGCCAAAAACGGACUGCGAAAACUUCUACACGGAUUUUUUUACACGGUUUUUUUUUGCACGGAACGCAUCCCCCGUGCAAAAAAAGAAUUUGGUGUAUUGUUCUUGAUGAAGAAAUGCGAAUAACUUAUAAAGAGGUCGUAAUAAAACAGAAUAAUUGGGUUGUUAAAACAAAAUUUAAA
Messenger RNA from Topomyia yanbarensis, 3066 nucleotides. RefSeq lists its product as uncharacterized. Gene Ontology annotation, molecular function: nucleic acid binding. Lineage: Eukaryota; Metazoa; Arthropoda; Insecta; Diptera; Culicidae. The record is from RefSeq and is a predicted model, not a curated record. The transcript is spliced from 2 exons. Gene Ontology annotation, biological process: DNA integration. Bases 1 to 2415 code for a protein of 804 amino acids.